CCGCCACGGGGUAGCCCCAGAGUUGGUGGCCGCCGAGUCCCGGCCACCAGCGGUGGCCUCCGCCCCUCCGGCCCGCCAUGCCUCGGGGCCCGGAGGCGCCGGUGCAGGUGUGGGUGGGCAGCCAGCUCUUCCAGGCGGACCAGGCCCUGCUGGUGGAGCACUGCGGCUUCUUCCGCGGCCUCUUCCGCUCCGGCAUGCGGGAGGCGCGCGCGGCCGAGGUGCGCCUGGGCGCGCUGAGCGCCGGCGGCUUCCGCACCACGCUGCAGGUGCUGCGCGGCGAGCGGCCGGCGCUGGCGGCCGACGACGAGCUGCUGCAGGCCGUGGAGUGCGCCGCCUUCCUGCAGGCGCCGGCGCUCGCGCGCUUCCUGGAGCACAGCCUCACGUCGGACAACUGCGCGCUGCUGUGCGACGCGGCCGCCGCCUUCGGCCUGCGCGACGUCUUCCACAGCGCCGCGCACUUCAUCCGCGACGGCGCGUGCGAGCUGGCGGCCGAGCUGGCGCUGCCCGAGGCCCGCGCGUACGUGGCGGCGCUGCGGCCCAGCAGCUACGUGGCCGUGAGCACGCACACGCCCGCGCCCGGCUUCCUGGAGGAUGCGUCGCGCACCAUGUGCUACCUGGACGAGGAGGAGGACUCGUGGCACACGCUGGCCACGCUGCCCCUGGAGGCCAGCACCCUGCUGGCAGGCGUGGCCACGCUGGGCAACAAGCUCUACAUCGUGGGCGGCGUGCGGGGCGCCAGCAAGGAGGUGGUGGAGCUGGGCUUCUGCUAUGAUCCCGAGGGCGGCACGUGGCGCGAGUUCCCGAGCCCGCACCAGCCGCGCUAUGACACCGCGCUGGUCGGCUUCGACGGCCGCCUCUACGCCAUUGGCGGCGAGUUCCAGAGGAUGCCCAUGAGCUCCGUGGAGCGGUACGACCCGGCCGCAGGCUGCUGGAGCUUCGUGGCCGACCUGCCGCAGCCGGCUGCAGGCGUGCCCUGCGCGCAGGCCCGGGGCCGCCUCUUCGUGUGCCUGUGGCGGCCGGCCGACACCACGGCCGUAGUGGAGUACUCAGUGCGAGCCGACACGUGGCUGCCGGUGGCCGAGCUGCGGCGCCCGCAGAGCUACGGCCACUGCAUGGUGGCCCACCGCGACAGUCUCUAUGUGGUGCGCAACGGACCUUCCGACGACUUCCUACACUGUGCCAUCGACUGUCUCAACCUGGCCACGGGCCAGUGGACGGCACUGCCCGGCCAGUUCGUCAACAGCAAGGGGGCACUUUUCACGGCCGUGGUGCGCGGUGACCUCGUCUAUACCGUCAACCGCAUGUUCACGCUGCUCUAUGCCAUCGAGGGCGGCACUUGGCGGCUGCUCAGGGAGAAGGCCGGCUUCCCGCGGCCGGGGUCCUUGCAGACGUUUCUUCUGAGACUGCCUCCUGGUGCCUCUGGGCCUGUGGCCUCGACGACGCCAGAACUGUGAUCCCUGGGCUGGUCUUUAGCGGGAGACGCCCGGAGUCUUCCCUGAGCCGUGGCUGAGUCUAUGAGACUGGCCUUGGGAGCUGCUUAGAACUUCUCUCUCCGUGGUUGAAGCAUCCGGGUCUUGUGACUUCUGACGUGAACAUGUCCAGGAAGCUCAGGGAGUAACGACAACGCUGGGGUCUGAGCCCUUAUAUUACUUGGGCUCUGCCUAGAGCUGGUGGGUCACAAUGUCAGUGGAAGGAGUAGGGGGCUAGAAUUCAAUAUCCAGGCUUGUGUGUGAAUGGGCCAGAAAUUGAGCGUGGCUAGCAGUGUGUUAAGUGAUGUUAAAUUGCCAACCAGUAGACAAGAAUUAGGCACCUACUGUGUGCCCAGCCCAUUGCUAGGCCUGAUGUGGCUGUGAUUGCCAGACUGGGGUCCACAAAGCUUAGAACAUAGGCCAGGACAACACACUUGUCUUGAUCCGCAGAGGGCUGAAGGCAACGUGCAAAAAACCCCAUAGUAUAAUAAAAAAGUACUGAAGAAAUCAGGGCAAAGAGAAAAUAGAGGAGAAAUAUGUAACUCCAGAAGGAGGAUAGUAUACAAACUGUAUGAAGACGACAGGCCAGAGCAUUAGCUGCUGAAAGGGGGGUUUCAGACUGGAGAAGGUGAGAGCUCAGAAGAGAGGGAGGGGCGGGGGAAAGCUGGAGCAGAUGGGAAGAACGUCUGUGAGCCCAGCCUUUAAGGCAGAGCAGCUGUAGCUGGAGGCAUUUGGGGAGGGCAUGAAGCUGGGCCAGCGUGUAGAGACAAUAACUGAGCUGAACCUAAAGUGAGACCAAUGAAAGAGAAAGGGUUCCCCACAUCCCCUUAUAGGAUGGGACCCGCAGGGGACAACCCAAUUGUAAGCCCUUUGCCCACUUCCUUUUUUGCCAUCACCCCAGCAGUAGUGGACUCUUAACUUCCAUGACUUCACGUCACUCAAGGUAUGAGCCUAAUCCUGGCCAGGUCUAACUGCCUCAUCUUCCUCAGGUGUAUCACCCCCCAACAUUCUGCAGGUUAAUUCUCUUCUCCAAGCCUCUGCUCCUGCCAUUCCCUGGACCUGGAAUGCCUUUCCUCUUCCUUUCUCUCUGUUGGUUCUGUACCAUCGUCCUCUGUGCAGGGUUGGCUGUUCCUGGCCUUGGCUGCCUGCAUUGCUCAUUGGGCCCCUGACUGACGUCAUUCUGUGUGUGUGUGUGUGUGUGUAGCCAUGCUCGUAUGCCGAUAGCAAGCGCAGAGAUCCCACUGUGCUGUCAACUGAGCUGGGGCACUCUCCUGCCCGCAGAAUAAAAUGAUGAGGUCCUGAAAGAACCCGGGCUGUAGAGGCCACUAGUUAGGGACCUGGUGUUAGAUGAGGACUCUUGUCCAUCCCUUAGAAUACCCCCACCCUGGUUUCUGGUCAGACACCCUCUCCAGUUCCCCAGCCUCUCCAUGUCCCUGGGCAGACUUACCUAAGUGGUCCUGAAUGGUCUCUAUCCUCCAGGACCCACGGCCCCUGGGAAACCCUGGCCUCACUGCAAGUGGAGAAUGUAGCAUCAGCAUGGGACCUCCUGGGCAUGGAGCCUCGUGUCAGGGCUGCCCCUAGCUGCCUUUUCCCCUGACCCACGUCGCAAGCCCUGGAGAAUGCUGCCCUCAGAAGUCCAGGAACUUCUGGCCCUGGACAAGCCUAGUCUGAUGAGUCACAACAAUAAAUCCUGACUUUUGCAUCCCGUGAA
Molecule: messenger RNA, 3180 nt
Organism: Equus quagga
Lineage: Eukaryota; Metazoa; Chordata; Mammalia; Perissodactyla; Equidae
Gene: KBTBD13
Product: kelch repeat and BTB domain containing 13
Exons: 1
Coding region: 78-1454 (458 amino acids)
Molecular function (GO): protein binding
Source: RefSeq, a predicted model, not a curated record